CUUUCAAACUCACCAUAAUCUACUUUUCAAUUUAGAGUAACAAUGCCGACGAAAGCAUUGGUACCACCAAAAGCUGCAAUUGCUGGCAAUAAGCGAGGUCGCAGUCGUACACCUUCGAUCGCACCUACUGCUGCUGCUGAAACAACAAACCCCAAAACACCGGGUAAACGUAAAGCAUCUGGUGAAAUUGAUGGAAUUGGAAAUGGAAAGUUGAAUGCGCUAGCAACACCAUCCGUGGCUGGUACGCCAAGAAGUGCAAAAAGAACAAGACAAGAUCCAUCAUUGUAUGUGAUCAAAAAAGGAAUAAAUGCAUUGCCUGCACCCAUCCUGCCCAUCACAAAAGCAUUGUUAAAGGAACACCUGGCAAGCUCAGUCAGUUCACCUUUUAGCAAUGUUCCACAGAACGCCGAAGAUUUGUCUAAACAGCCUCCCGUUCUUACCAGAGAAAUGUUUGUGUUUGGAAAUGGUGAUAUGGGACAACACGGGCUAGGAACGGAUGUUCUGGAUGAGAUCAAAAGACCAAGAAGACAUGUAAUGCUUGGUGAUUUGAUCAAAGAAGGAAAGCUAGGCUCACAAGGCUUGGAAACUGUGGCAGCAGGAGGUAUGCAUACACUGGCAAUUGAUUCGACCGGAAGAAUAUUCUCGUGGGGAAUCAACGAUAAUGCUUGUUUGGGCAGAGAAACAUCCAGAGAUCCAAACGUAGAAACAGAAGAAUUGGAAACGCAGCCUUUACCUGUUGAAGGACUUUCACCUACCGGACAGGGUAUCCUUGGAGGGGAAGCAUCGGCAGGAGGAGGUACGGAAGGCGCAGUGGAACACUUCAGAGCAACGCGAGUAGCAGCUGGUGACAGUGUUAGUGUAGCAUUAAGUGAUCGUGGCGAAUUGCGUGUUUGGGGAAGUUUCCGAUCCAAUGAUGGUUUGUUGGGCUUUGAUGGAACAAUUGGCUCGGCAAAGCUGCAAUACAAGCCCGUCUCCCUUCCUGCAUUGAUCAAGCAUAGCUUUGUACAAGUAUCUUGUGGUGCAGACCACGUCUUGGCUCUAUCUACCGAAGGUAUCGUUUUCUCUUGGGGUAAUGGACAGCAAGGUCAAUUGGGCAGACGAAUCAUUGAAAGACGCAAGAUCAACGGUCUUACACCUGAGAGAUUACAUUUACGCGAUAUCGUUUCGAUCGGUGCUGCAGCUUAUCACAGCUUUGCUAUCGAUAAGCGUGGUGAAGUUUGGGCAUGGGGUCUCAAUACUCUAAGUCAAUUGGGUGUUGGAACAAAGGAUGAUGUUCUGACUAUGCCUGAACGCGUUCCAAGUCUUUCGCCAAAGAAUUUGGGAGGAGCACGAGUCAUUCAAGCACAUGGUGGUCAGCAUCACAGCUUGUUCCUGCUUGACGAUGGUCGUGUGUUUGGCUGUGGGCGAUGUGAUGGAUUGGAACUUGGAAUUCCUGAAUCGCAUCCUGCGAUGAAAGAAGUUGUGGAAGCACGCAAUGCAUGGUCAGCUCAACGUGAUGAAGAGCUCAAGAGCGAAAUGGUGGCAUACGAGAAGAGAAUGGCAGAAAAGAGAGCAUCGCAGACUGGCCCAGGAGGUGGUGGUAUUUCGGGAACAGAAAUGAUUUUGAGCGAAGAAGAUAUGCCACCUCGUCGCGGUCCACCUCCGGAUGAAUAUGUUCGAGUCCCGGCGCAUAUACCCUUCCCUAACGAUGCAAAAAUCACGAGCAUCUCUUGUGGUGCACGACACAAUUUGGCCGUCGAUCAAAGCGGCACUGUAUACUCUUGGGGAUUCGGUGUCUCAUCUCAAUUAGGUCAAGGGGACGAAGAGCAAAUCGAAACGCCUACGCCUGUUGUGAGCAAACAACUGAAACCGUUCAGUACAGUAUUCGCAAAUGCAGGAGGUCAACAUUGCGUACUUUUAGCAGUGAGCAAAGGCGAAGAAGAAAUGAAUGGAGCAUCUGCAUAAUACCUUGUACUUUGAAAAUUGAUCGAUGUGAUGACCUUGUUUUCUUUUACUUACAUGAAGAUUUUGAUUGGAUGAAAUUGUAUUGUUACAGAUGAU
Molecule: messenger RNA, 2040 nt
Organism: Meira miltonrushii
Lineage: Eukaryota; Fungi; Basidiomycota; Exobasidiomycetes; Exobasidiales; Brachybasidiaceae
Product: RCC1/BLIP-II
Exons: 1
Coding region: 43-1944 (633 amino acids)
Cellular component (GO): cytoplasm
Molecular function (GO): guanyl-nucleotide exchange factor activity
Source: RefSeq, a predicted model, not a curated record